This is a messenger RNA of Phyllotreta striolata, 3635 nucleotides long. The record is from the annotation of a GenBank genome assembly. NCBI's taxonomy places the organism in Eukaryota, Metazoa, Arthropoda, Insecta, Coleoptera, Chrysomelidae.
UAACUGAUAAUCUCGAACGGUCCGAGCACGGCGUUCUGCACACUUUCCUUUCGCCCGUUGCGACGACGACGUCGCCGUGCAGUCGAGCUGGUCCCGUCGGUCUUGCGUAGCAGAAGCCCAGUGUGAACGUGCCCGUCGUGCGUCGCCCGAAACAAGUGGCCGGUUAUGUUGCUGCAGACGUACCAGGAUCCCCCGGGCGUCCCGGGGCGCGCGAGACGGCCCGCCGGAGGCAUCCUAGAUUCGCCCACGCUGGCCAGAGUCGAAAGAGCGAUGCUGCGGCACGAAGAAGGGUCCAAUCGCGAGGGGCAGAACAUCCUCAGGGCUCAGUAUACACAGUCCCUUCUUCCCAAUCUAGGCAAGGAGUCGGCACAUGUGAUAAAGAGAGGCCUUAUGUGGCAACAGAGAGAUAGACUCUUCAGUCGAUGGAAAGAGCGUUAUUUUAUCCUCACAAAGGACUAUUUGCACGUAUUCCGAAGGGCUUCGGGCUCGGAUCGAAUAUCAGAAAUGGGGCAAUUCUUGUUCAAGAUUAAACUCAUCGACGUCGUAAAAAUCGAAUGGGAAAACAAAAAGACUUAUAGCACAGUUGCCCUAUCGCUGGGAAGGGAUGGAAAAAUUUACCUCAGAUCGUCCGAGGGUCUGGAAGACUGGUUCGAGCUCCUUGAAGAAUGCAUGUACACGAGCAAGGAACGAAGAAAAGCCCUGAGGUACUCGCACAACGACAGCAACAGGCCUCGAGAUAACAACAAUGUUUCCUCUCUGGAUGAUUGGGUACCGUCACAUCAGAACUCAUAUGUGGAUAAAUUCGUGACUGACAACAUUAAUUCGAGAGAGGAAACAGUGAAAAAACGAGUAAGGCCUCACGCCGAAGAAGACUGGAGAUCUACAUUGGAUAAUAGACUUUCUCUUUUGACUGACAUCGAUAUUAGUACGUACGAUGAUAGCACCAUAGGAACGCCUUCAGUGACUUCUUAUAGACUGAGCGACGACGUUUAUUGCGUUCAACCACCUUCCCACAGGGCCAUGGGCUCCUUUAGAUCUUCAAGAGAGAGCGGUACUACAGUACACCAUGGUGUUGCUAACGCCAGUACCGAAAACGGCAAUAUUUUCGAUACCAAAUAUUUCAAGUUUAGAGAACGUUCAUACAGCGACAUCCAAAGAGUUUGAAGACUUCUUGUGAAAAAACGAGAAUCUGUGUUCUGUGCACUAGUCAUUUCCAAAGUCUUUGGCGGUUGAUCGUUCAUACCAAAUGAAGAAACGAACCAAAUCGAAUUAUCAAGGGUAUCUGCUAUUUUGUUUCGUGGAGUAAUUGUCCCAUUUAUUUCAAACAUUUAUCAUCCGACUGUGAGACAAUCCGAUUGUAAUUGAAGUUUUAUGUGUUGCGGUAUUAUAAUUUUCGUAGGUUUUAGGUGAAUUUUUACACAUUUAUAGACGAAUUAAUCGAAUGAUAUAUCGAAAUAAACGGUUUCCGUGAUGUUUGUAGUUUUGAUAAAAUGAUACGAAUAAACUGAUAAGAAUAAGUAAAUACCCAUUUUCAAUAUCAUAUAAGUUUUUUAUUUAAAUAAAUACAGUCACUUUUUUUCUAAAUUACAUCGAAUCUACGUUGACUACACAGCAAGAAGUAUUAUUUGCCACUUGUUAUUGAAUUUACUAAAGUAUUUUUGCGAGCAAUGCAAUUUGGUUUGAAAUUAUGGUCGCUUUGAAAAAUACUGUAAUAUUUCGACUAGCCAAUCAAUUGCUUAGGUACAAAAAAUCCAACAAAAAUUUCACAAAUUGUCAUAAUACAACACAAGAGACGAUUUUACUGCGGCCAGCACGGUAAAUAAUUUAGUUAUAAUAUCUCCAAAAUAUACUAAAAAAACUAUUUACAAUUUAACUAAAAAACUAAACAUGCAUCAAUUAAUAAAUAAAUAAUACCUACUAAUGUCUUUCACUGAAUCUGUACAACAGAUGCUCCAAUAUGUGCAACAAACUGCACCAAUCUAUAUACGGACAAAACAAUUUUAAAUAACAUGAAACACAAACACAUCUGUACAAAACUAAAUUAAUAAAAUAUUUACAAUGAAAAUGAUAUGAUCACAAAACGUUUUCCUUUCGUGGAAUUUGCGGCUAUAGAAAUCUUCAAUGGAGUAUUCGAUUUAUUGCUUCAUACAUUUUGUGCAAAAAUUUCGAUCAGAUUGCGAAAAUCUAGCAUUUCUAUUACCGCAAAUUCCUUAAUGACACUGCGCGAAUAAAUUUCAAUUGAAUUAGGAACAAACAGCAUACACUUAUAAAACUUAAUUGUCUUUUCACAAAAACCAAUCAAUUAGAAUACAAUAGUGUCAUUCAAAACUAGAAUCACUGGAGAGAUUCGCUAUGAACUCGAUUGUCCAGUUCUUCUGGAGCUCAUUAUUCACACCAAGUAUCAAAAAUAAAUAAUUUCGAAUUCAACUAACAUGAAGCUAAAAUAUUGAGUUCACCAUUUGAAUGUUCAAAAUAGGUACAGCCACACAGCAACUGUCUAACAGCUCAUCCAAAAUAUCCCCAACCCGAAAUUAAGCAGCCCAGAAAUCUUCAAUAAUUAAGUAGAUUGAAGUUUGUUUAAUUAUCCUGAUUCAGAAUUUUAAGGAUUUAAUUGUAUUUAAGUAAUUUAUAUUCUACACGUUUGGUUAAACAGUCUUAUCAAUCCGUCGAGGACAACCGAAACGAAAAGUUAUCUACAAACUAUAAAUUCAAAUUUAUUGUCAUAAAUUAGAAAAGUCAUGGAUUCGGUUUUGUCUCGUUUCAGUUGCCGCCAUCGCAAUGUUCGUUGCUAUUGACCCACCUAUUUUUCCUCUUGCAUUAAAAGUAUUUACAUACUGUUCUAUCAGUCACGAUGCAACACGCAUAUAAGUUAUACAAGGUACAUGGUUAUACUGGUUAGUUUACUGGUAGGACUGCUGCCUGAACAUGGCCGUGAUUUCCUCCAACGUUUUGUUCUUGGUCUCCGGCACUUUCUUGUAGAUGAACACGAAGAAAACCACUUGCAGAACGAAGAAUAUUAAGAAUACGUACGAACCGAUUGAAUCCUGAAAUGAAAAAUGAUUUUAUUUAAAUUUAAAAAUUUUAAAAAUGAUUUUAAAAGUUUCAUUUAACUGAACAAGCGAAAUUAUUAAUUAUUAACAACCGUGUAAGCCUACGUAAGAGAUAAGAAAUUCAUUACAAUAAAUUUUAUAUUCCACUACACAACCUUGAUCGCGGAUUUAACAACUAUGCAUAUUUAAUUUAGCACUUUUAUAAUAUACUUUAAAUGGAAGAAAUUGUUAAUUCAAUCCGAAUCACGUCCGAAAUUAACUCAACAAAAUUAAAAAUACCGUACGCUUUCUAGUACCUCAAGGUUAGUAAAUAAUAGAACAAUAUGUGCUAAGUACCGAAAAUUCGCUAUAACUCGAGGUUAGCAAAAAAAUCGUGCUUACCUUUAACGGCAAGAAGGCCAAGCCGACGAUGAAAUUCGCCGUCCAGUUAAUGCAAACAGCCAACGAAGUUGCAGUGGGACGCGCCGAUUGGUUGAACAAUUCCGAAACCAAGAACCACGGGAUGGAACCAGGCCCGAUAGCGAACAUCACCACGAAGAUUAGAACGAAGAUAACGCAGAAGAUGCCGGCCGUUGAUCCGGUAUG